Molecule: messenger RNA, 1957 nt
Organism: Coffea eugenioides
Lineage: Eukaryota; Viridiplantae; Streptophyta; Magnoliopsida; Gentianales; Rubiaceae
Product: purple acid phosphatase 23
Exons: 8
Coding region: 181-1917 (578 amino acids)
Molecular function (GO): acid phosphatase activity; metal ion binding
Source: RefSeq, a predicted model, not a curated record
CAUACCUUUCCCCAUACUUAUCGAGUCCUAACUUUCCAGUGUGAUAGAAGCACCAAUUGUACCAAAAGAAAAGGAAAUUUGAUCAAACACUGGGCUAAACCUUUAGCCAUGUUUGUACAAUCUUGACUCCAUUUUCACCAAGAAAAGAAUAAGGGAAACACUUAUGAGUAACAGAACCUCAUGGGGAAGAUCAAGAUUAGUGCAGGUUUUCGCAUUAUUCUAUUUGUACUAGGAUUCAUUUUGGUGGCUGCUCAAAAAAUUCCGACAACUUUAGAUGGUCCUUUUCAGCCUGUGACUCAAAGGUUUGAUUCAUCACUACGUUUAGGCAGUGAUGACUUGCCUAUGGAUCAUCCAAGGCUCAAAAGGAACGUUACAGGAAUGUUUCCAGAACAGAUUGCUCUUGCAUUAUCUACUCCAACUUCAAUGUGGAUUUCUUGGAUAACUGGGGAUGCACAGAUUGGAUUAAAUGUAACUGCACUUGAUCCAUCAACGGUGGCCAGUGAGGUGUGGUAUGGGAAGGAAAGUGGAAAAUAUACAAUGAACAAAACUGGGGUCUCACUGGUUUAUAAUCAGUUGUAUCCGUACGAGGGUCUGUGGAAUUAUACCUCCGGCAUUAUACAUCAUGUGAGAAUUGAGGGUCUUGAACCUGAGACAAAGUAUUACUACAAGUGUGGUGAUAGUUCUUUAGCAGCUGUGAGUGAGGAGUUUGUGUUUGAGACCUUACCAUUGCCCAGCCCAAACAAGUAUCCUCCUCGAAUUGCUGUUGUUGGAGAUUUAGGCCUCACAAGCAAUUCAUCAACAACCAUCGAUCAUCUCACAAGCAAUGAUCCAUCAAUAAUUUUGAUGGUUGGUGACUUAACUUAUGCAAACCAGUAUCUUACAACAGGGGGUAAAGGAGCUUCAUGCUUUUCUUGUCAGUUUCCAGAUGCACCUAUAAGAGAGACGUACCAGCCUCGCUGGGAUGGCUGGGGAAGGUUUAUGGAGCCCCUCAUUUCUAGAGUCCCCAUGAUGGUUGUAGAAGGGAACCAUGAGAUUGAGCCUCAAGCAGCUGGAGUAACAUUCAAGUCGUAUCUAUCAAGAUUCUCUGUUCCUUCGAACGAAUCAGGCUCUAACAGUAAUUUUUACUAUUCCUUUGAUGCUGGAGGGGCACAUUUUAUCAUGUUAGGAGCUUAUACUGACUACAAUCAGACUGGCAUUCAGUAUGCUUGGCUCAAGGAUGACCUGCACAAGAUAGAUCGCAGUGUGACCCCUUGGGUUGUUGCUGCAUGGCAUCCUCCUUGGUAUAAUAGCUACUCAUCUCACUAUCAGGAAUUUGAGUGUAUGAGGCUGCAAAUGGAAGAACUUCUAUACCAAUAUGGCAUUGACAUCGUCUUUUCUGGUCAUGUGCAUGCGUAUGAGCGGAUGAAUCGAGUUUACAAUCACACAUUGGAUCCUUGUGGCCCAGUCUACAUAACAGUCGGAGAUGGUGGUAAUAUUGAGAAGGUUGAUGUUGAUCAUGCAGAUGAACCUGGGAAAUGUCCUUCACCUGGAGACAAUGUGCCAGAAUUUGGAGGUGUAUGUCAUUUGAAUUUCUCCUCUGGACCUGCAAAAGGCCAGUUUUGCUGGGACAGACAGCCCGAGUGGAGUGCAUACAGGGAGAGCAGCUUUGGACAUGGAAUUCUUGAGGUUGUAAAUUCGACACAUGCAUUGUGGACUUGGCACAGGAAUCAAGAAAUUUAUGGGUUAAAAAGCCCUGGUGAUCAAAUCUACAUUGUUCGACAACCUCAGCUGUGUUCUUCUUCUUCUAAGCAUUCUCAAAUAACCCCAUUACCAUCUCCAAAAGAUGCUGCAACUCAAGUGCAAGCCUCUUUGUUCCCUGGAUUCAUGUUUUCUUUGUUUUCCUUGAUUUGUUUUUCCCUUCAAUGGUUGUUGACUUGAGAAAUUGGUGAACGAUCAAGUCCAUUAUCCAGUCAAUCUC